GUCAUGUACACUGUGUAUGUUAUACCAUUUUUGUCUGUUUUUACCGGUUUACUAGAAGGGGAAUCUGCCUAUAGAACAUAGAAGCAGAGCAUAGAUAGAUCAAACAACAUCCAUCCAUGCAUAGCAUUUCAUCCAUGCAUAGCAGAAACAACACAACAAGAUCAAAACCGCGAAAGCCUGAUCCGUCUAAAUCCAAAAAGCAGGACGAUCCUCCCGCCGCGCUGCCGACCAUGGACAAUGAACCUUUUGCGCCGGUCCAGGCAACUCCACGUCCCUUGGAAAGCCCAUCCGCCGUCCACCACUCAAACACAACCCAUCAUCCAUCAUCAGUGCCCAUAUCCCAUCGCUCAUGGCCUCGUCUCCCAUCCCUCGUUCCUCAUACUCCGGCGGCAAUGCGAUAUUGCUCAGCAAAAAAGCAGAACAGCAACAACACGCCGCGCUAUAAACCAGACGAUCCAAACCUAACGCAAGAGAACGGGAGAAAUGAAAAAGGGAAUGUCAAAUGGCGAAACAGCAAACAAGCGAAAAGGUAUCAAAAGCCAAACCGACUAACAAUGUAGCAGAAUAACUAUCUCCAAAAAAUAGUGAGUAAGAAAAGACGUUGGUGUGGUUACCGAGACGGCCAGUUUGAGCUUGAAGCGCUCAUGGAACCGAAUUCAGUGACUGGCCCGCCGGUUAUCAGAACCCAUGCCGAUCAUGGCAUCCGGUUCAAACAAUCGCUGUGGCGGACGCUUGCUGAGUGUGUCUGAGCUCAG
Messenger RNA from Parathielavia appendiculata, 755 nucleotides. RefSeq lists its product as uncharacterized. The transcript has a single exon. The record is from RefSeq and is a predicted model, not a curated record. Lineage: Eukaryota; Fungi; Ascomycota; Sordariomycetes; Sordariales; Chaetomiaceae. The coding region runs from base 117 to 560 and encodes 147 amino acids.